This is a messenger RNA of Clupea harengus (Atlantic herring), 2324 nucleotides long. Its product is annotated as phospholipid scramblase 1-like. Gene Ontology annotation, cellular component: plasma membrane. Gene Ontology annotation, molecular function: phospholipid scramblase activity. The coding region runs from base 295 to 1071 and encodes 258 amino acids. The record is from RefSeq and is a predicted model, not a curated record. The transcript has 10 exons. Gene Ontology annotation, biological process: plasma membrane phospholipid scrambling. NCBI's taxonomy places the organism in Eukaryota, Metazoa, Chordata, Actinopteri, Clupeiformes, Clupeidae.
AAGGCUUUAGCCUAUCAUAACUUCGAUUCCACAUGGUCUUAAUUAAACGGAACACUACAGGUAGUCACGGUUGGUGCCGAUCUUAUUUGUCGAAGUGGCAGAUGUUGCUUGUUAACGUAGCCGAUCACUGAACAUGUUGAGCUUCCCGAAACAUUGAUUUCUCAGCUUCCUGGCUGCUAAUUAUUAUGUCGUAGUUUGCAGGACUUUUCUGGUUAGCUCUGGCGUUUUAGAGCUAUAGCCUAACUGUAGCUUCUGACUAGCCUACUUUUAUUUCUGAGCAUAAACACUGGCUUCAUGGAUGCUGGAGUUAAAUCCGUUGCUCUUCAGCCACAGAGAAAUACGCCCAUUCCAGCCAUUCCCGAAAUGCCUGCUUAUGGGCCGCCUCAGAUAGGCAUGACGCCCAAUCCACAGAGACCUACAGACUGCCCUCCCGGUCUGGAAUAUCUUACUCAAAUUGAUCAACUUCUUGUUAAUCAGAAAGUGGAAUUAGCUGAAGCAAUAUUAGGAUGGGAGACAAAUAAUAAGUAUAUGGUGAAGAACACCAUGGGGCAGCAGGUGUUCUUUGCGGCAGAGGAGAAUGACUGUUGUAACAGGCAGUGCUGUGGACCCAUGCGCUCCUUCGUCUUACACGUUCAGGAUAACCACGGCCUGGAGGUGCUCACCCUGAGGCGCCCGCUGAAGUGCUCCGCCUGCUGCUUUCCAUGCUGUCUCCAGGAGCUGGAGGUACUGGCACCACUCGGAAUCCCCAUUGGAUACGUCAUUCAGGACUGGCAUCCAUAUCGGCCCAAGUUUACCAUUCAAAAUGAGAAGAGGGAGGCUGUGUUGAAAAUUGUAGGCCCAAUCUGUGCAUGUAAAUGCUGUUCAGAUGUGAAUUUUGAGGUGGUGUCUUUGGAUGAACUCACGGCAGUUGGCUCCAUCUCCAAACAGUGGAGUGGUCUUAUGCGAGAAGCCUUUACUGAUGCAGACAAUUUUGGCAUCAAGUUCCCCUUGGACCUGGAUGUGAAAAUAAAGGCUGUCUUAUUUGGGGCAUGUUUUCUCAUUGACUUCAUGUUCUUUGAACACAGUAAAUGAAAAGACUCUUCCAUCUAUCAAGCUGUUCUGUGAACCUUGGAACGCAGCAUGUCAUUAAAUGGUGUGUUUGGAGUGUAUACUCCACUGAUCAAUGAUUCCUUGUAAUGUUGAGCACUUGUGUAUACAUGUAUGGCCUAUGUAUAUAGAGUCAACAUAACCACAUAUGAAGCAUUGCUAGAUUUCAAAUCUAAGAGCUUUUUAAGUGCUGAUUAGCUUUGUUACAGACUGACAAAAUGUUUUUAAAGCUGUAGGACAGUAGUGUGAUGAGAACAGGACAUAGUGGAUUUAUAAUAACAUUCCUCAUUUUUGGAAUGUCUGGAUGGAUGCCUACUAAAGUACAGUGGUUUGUUUUGUUGUAAUAGAAAAUAACAACUGUCUCAUAGCAGGGAUUAAGCUUAAUUUCUAAGAGGUUCUAUGUAGCUCUCACAAGUCAGUUCAAAAGCUAUACUGAUCUGAAAUACUCCAUACCAUUACAUACCAACACAUUAAUGAUGCUUUUGUUAUACUUUGAAAUGCACUGGAUACAUUUAUUUACUUGAAAGCAUGCAGAGCACAACGUGCUUCAAGCUAUGCAUCCACUGCACCCUCACACAGUUCCAUGACAACGCCACCCUACAACAUAUACCUUGAGCUUGAUGUCUUCAACGCUGCCAGUUGGAGGCUCUGACAUCACACAUUUCUGUUUCAGUUAUAGCCAAACACAAACCUGUCCUGACACUUGGUUUUUUGCCUAACUCCAUCAGAUACCUAUUCUUUAGUAUUUGUAUUUUUUUAAACUUCACAGUUGCGUACGCAGACGUCUUAGGAACCAGGAAAAUAUUGGUCACAAUGUAUAUGUGCUCUGAAGAAACCAAACCCAUGAGCAAGGCACUGCUUCACAGGGUUUCAUCCAGAAGUUCUGUUUAUUUGAAUGACUUGUUAUUGAUUACUGUUACUGAUAAAAAUUAAAUAAAAUGUUACAUCCUUUUGUUGACAAAAAAAUGAACAAGCUUCUGGGCUUAAAUUGAUGAUGUAACGCUGAAGGCAUAAGUAAACAGUGUUCCUCAUUCUAACUAUGCACUAUACACACCUUGUCUCAGCCCUUUUGUUCUGUAUUUGUUGUACAUGUCUGGGCUUUUUAAAUGGUCAACAAACGCACCUCAACCAAAGUGAUCAACAUCCAGACAGAAACAGUUGUCAACAAUUACCCUUAAAAUAUGUCAUUAUUGUAGGUCUAGAAGCAUUUUUUUCACAAUAAAAAAACACUUACUGAA